This is a messenger RNA of Moneuplotes crassus, 2565 nucleotides long. The record is from the annotation of a GenBank genome assembly. NCBI's taxonomy places the organism in Eukaryota, Ciliophora, Spirotrichea, Euplotida, Euplotidae.
UUUGUAUUAGUAUUGAUAAGUUUGUUAUAAAUUUUCAUCUGUAAAAAUGAACACAAUCGAAAUUGAGGAAAGUAUUAUUCACUGGGGUAACCUCCAUCUGGAUAGUAACUGCUACUUUAAGGUAGAAGAUAUGCUGGACGGAAAGUUCUUCAACUCCCUCUUAAUGAAAGAUGGGUGUUGUCCCAUUGAUGAUGAGAACCAUUUUGGAUUUUCCUACGGAGAUCUCGAAAAUACAAUGAAUAUUAUAUAAACAGCUUUUACACAGACUAUGACAAUAUUUUGAACCAUAAUGACUAUAGAGAUAUCCUCCAAAAUGAUGUCCUGUGAACAGAAGAUCACGUCUUGUUCAUCAUGGAGCUAAUAAUCGGAAUUCUUAUCAAAUAAAGCCAGUAAUGGAAAUUGGGUUAACGAGAUUAGCAGUCUUGAUGAGAACAAACAGCAAGCAAUAGCUAAUCUUUAUAAUAAGAUCAGUGAGCUGAUCGAGCAGAAGUCAGAGGACUCCUCUCUGAACUCUCUUCAAAAUAGUCGAGAAUUUAUGGCUCUCCAGAAGAAGAAUGCUGAGUUUAAGGAAAUAAUUUUCAAAUUUGAAGAAGAUAAUAACAAAUUGGAAGCCCAAGUUAAACUUUUGCAAAAGCAGUUAGAAGAAAGUAAAUAAAGAAAAUGAAGAAAUUUAUAAUAAGUAUGAAACAGCUAAUAAGAAAAAGGAUUAUGAUGCCUUGAAAGCAGAGUGAAAUACCCUAGAGACACUACUCGACAACAAAGAAAGAGAGAACAAGGCAUUAAAGAUUCAGUGCCAAAAUGAAAUCGAACGGAUUAAUGACAAAAAUGAGGAAUACCGCCAAGAACUAGAAGUUCUUAAAGAGAGUAUGUUCAGAGCAAAGCAGGAAAUUAAGGCGCUCUCAAUUUACAAACGGAGGGUCGCCCGGAUGGAAGAGGUUGACAAGAUUAAUAUUGACCUGAAGAACAACAUAUCCCAGCUAAAAGACGAGCUAAAGGAGAAGGAUAAAUCAAUAAAGCAGAGAGAGCUAGAGAUUACCUCACUCACUUCGAAAUUAGGCCACAAGGGUGAAGAAAUUAGCCAGCUAAAGGAUAAUGUGGUAGAAGUUGAAGCUGAAGUCCAGAAAUACAAGAACAUUCGAAUCGACCUCAUGUCACAGAUCGAGAAACUUAGCACAGAGCUUGAAAGAGUUAACGAAGAGUUAGAUGAAAGAAACAGAAGACUUGAAUAUGCUGAAAAUAUGAACUUUAACGAAUACUCCGAUGACGGACUGAAUUUUGAUUUAAGCGAGAGAAUCAAGAAUUUAGAAGAAGAGAAAGAUGAACUUAUUAACAAACAGAAUCAUGAAGAUAAUAUAGUAGUGAAGACUCUUGAGUCAAAAGUAGAGAAGCUUGAAAAUGAUAAGAAGCAAUUACUCCAGCAAAGAAAACGGGAUAUAGUAAAAUAUGACAGAUAUGAGCAAGAGAGAGAAGCUAAGGAGCUCAUCAGCAAGAAAAUAAAGAUACUUGAGAAGGAAAGAAACAUUGCAAAUAUGGAAAAGAAGAAGCUUAGUGAUAGAAUUAGCAAUUUUUACAAGGAAAUUUCAAGAUUGAAGAACUUCGAAAAUGAGAACAAGUCUUUAAAACGAGAUAAGACCGAAUUACUGGAAGAGUUACAGAAAGCAUCCAAAGAAAAUCAUAAUUUGCAGAAGAAGAUUAUCAUGUUGCAUGAGAAAAGUCGGUUUGGGAAUGAACUUAACAUUGAAUCUGAUCAAGAAUCUCCGAUCUGUGAAGAGAGCCAGAUUCUCCAAAAUUCGAAGAUCUAUUCAAACUCUAAAGACAGGAGUAUUAUGGACUUGAGCUUUAAUAAGUCUGGAGAGUACUACGAGGAAGAUUUUUCACCUGCUAAUUCAAAAUCAAUGGUGAUUGGUCGGAAAUUAGACAGAAGCAAGUAUCUAACUGCAAAUCCGCGGUUAAAUGAGACAAUGAUCAGUGAUAGAAGCACCAAUAGAUUUCAAAAGAAAAUUCUUCUGGAUAAAGAUAGAGAGAUCGAUAGUAAGAACAAAGAAAUAGAAGACGUCACUAAAAAGUAUGAGGAAAAAAUCAGAGAGCUUAACAAGAGUAGAAAUGAUGAGAGGGAAAAAUACGAAACUAAGCUACAAGGGCUUGGAAAAUCAUUCAAAACUUUGACUACAAGAAAUAAAGGAAGAAACCUUAAAGCCAGAGCGAAGACUCCUAUAGUAUCCCUCGAUCAGUUCAUUCCAGAUAAGAAGAAGGAGAUGAUCCUUGGAGAUAUCGAUGACAUUGAGGAUGAAAAUAGUGAUUCUGAUGAGGGUGAAAAUAAACAGAUUUUUGAAAAAUUCGAUCAAUUCCACAAGAACUUCGAAACAUUAAGGAAAUCACUUGCGAAUGAAAUUAACGAUAAUGAGAAAGAUUCGAAAACUGUGAGCAACAUGAUGAACAAUUUCAUGGAUGAUGACUUGAACUACCACUACCCCAUGACAACUAAGUCAACUUGAAGUAAUGAUUAUUCAGACAUUGACGCAUUCCUUUCAAAUAAAGACUGGACGCAAGGGAAUAAUUAUUAAA